Messenger RNA from Talpa occidentalis (Iberian mole), 2435 nucleotides. RefSeq names its product transketolase like 1 (gene TKTL1). Lineage: Eukaryota; Metazoa; Chordata; Mammalia; Eulipotyphla; Talpidae. The transcript has 13 exons. Gene Ontology annotation, molecular function: transketolase activity; thiamine pyrophosphate binding. The coding region runs from base 160 to 1782 and encodes 540 amino acids. The record is from RefSeq and is a predicted model, not a curated record.
UCUGAGGGGAGUGUGGCUCUGGCCGAGGCCGCCAAGCCGGACGCGAGGACGGUGCAGGUGCUGCGGGACCUGGCCAACCGCCUGCGCAUCCGCGCCAUCCGGGCCACGUGUGCCUUGAGCUUCGGCCACCCCACGUCAUGCAGCAGUGCUGCUGAGAUCAUGUCGGUGCUGUUCUUUCAUGUCAUGAAGUACAAACAGGGGGACCCGGAGAACCCCAACAAUGACCGAUUCAUCCUCUCCAAGAGACUGUCGUUCAUUGAUGUGGCCACUGGCUGGUUUGGCCAAGGGCUGGGUGCUGCGUGUGGCAUGGCCUAUACCGGCAAGUACUUUGACAAGGCAAGCUACCGGGUGUUCUGUCUCAUGGGAGAUGGCGAGUCCUCCGAAGGCGCCGUCUGGGAGGCACUGGCUUUCGCUUCCCACUACAGUCUGGACAAUCUCGUGGCUAUCUUCGAUGUGAAUCGCCUGGGCCACAGUGGCGCCUUGCCCCUCGAGAACUGCAUCGAGGUCUAUCAGAAGCGCUGCGAAGCCUUUGGGUGGAAUACUUAUGUGGUGGAUGGCCGUGAUGUGGAGGCGCUGUGCCAGGUGUUCUGGCAGGCGACACAAGUGAAGAACAAGCCCACUGCGGUGGUGGCCAAGACCUUCAAGGGCCGGGGCAUUCCAAGUGUUGAGGAUGCAGAAAAUUGGCAUGGAAAGCCAAUGCCAAAAGAGAGAGCAGAUGCAAUUAUCAAAUUAAUUGAGAGCCAGAUACAGACCAAUAAGAGUCUCGAGCCAAAGUCUCCUAUUGAAGACUCACCUCAAGUCAACAUCGCGGAUACAGAAAUGCUCUCUCCACCUGCUUAUGAAAUCGGAGACAAGAUAGCGACUCGCAAAGCAUGUGGAUUGGCUCUGGCUAAGCUAGGUCACGCAAAUGAUAGAGUUACUGUGCUGGAUGGUGACACCAAGAACUCCACCUUCUCUGAGCUGUUUAAGAAGGAGCACCCUGAGCGCUUCAUCGAGUGCUUUGUUGCUGAGCAAAACAUGGUGAACGUGGCGCUGGGCUGUGCCGCCCGUGACCGCACUGUUGCUUUUGCUUGCUCCUUCGCUGCCUUUCUGACCCGAGCAUUUGAUCAGAUCCAGACAGGAGCCAUCUUGGGAAGCAACAUCAACCUUGUCGGCUCCCACUGCGGGGCGUCCCUCGGUGAAGACGGCCCCUCCCAAAUGGCCCUGGAGGACCUGGCCAUGUUCCGAGCUGUUCCCAACUGCACGAUUUUCUACCCAAGUGACGCGGUCUCCACUGAGCACGCUGUUUUUCUGGCAGCCAAAACCAAGGGGAUAUGCUUCAUUCGGACCAGUCGACCAGAAACUGAGGUUAUUUAUGCGCCACAAGAAAGCUUCCAGGUCGGAAAGGCCAAGGUGGUGCGCCACAGUGUGGACGACAAGAUCACAGUCAUCGCAGCAGGGGUGACUCUCCACGAAGCCUUAGCAGCUGCUGAUGAGCUCGCCAAGCAAGGUAUUUCUCUCCGCAUCAUCGACCUGUUUACGGUCAAACCCCUGGAUGUCGCCACCAUCGUCUCCAACGCCAAAGCCACGGGCGGCCGGGUCAUCACGGUGGAAGACCACUCCCCAGAAGGUGGCAUUGGAGAGGCUGUCUCCGCAGCUGUCUCCAUGGAGCCUGACAUCCUGGUCCAUCAACUGGCAGUGCCUGGAGUGCCUCGGAGUGGAAAGUCAAGUGAGCUGCUGGAUAUGUGUGGAAUCAGUGCCAAACACAUCAUCGUGGCUGUGAAAUGCAUCUUAAUGAACUAAGAUCGCUGCUGGCCUUAGUCUUGGAAGACUGGCCCCCAGACGUGUGACUGCUUGUUGCCAAGCCAUUGAGUUCUGUACUGCUGUGCUUUGUUCUUAGAAGCAGGUUAACUGCCUUCCUGUUAAGCUUAACUUCACAUCUGAGUGCAAUUGAGUCAUCAAAGCAGGUGCCAGACCUUCAGUGACACAGUAGCUAACAGCAGCAGCGCUGGGUAUUUCCUCGUGAGACAAUAGAUAAGUAAGUGGGCUGGGGAUAACCUCGGGUCCAGGAGUUCCGUGAAUGUGCGUGUUGCUGAUGAGUAAACGUGGUGUGAGGAGAGUGGUGGCAGCAUGUGCCGGGGCUCCCAUGCGUUGCCUCCUGCCACAGCUUCAGGGUGCCGUGGGGAGGCGCUGCCCUGGAUUGGCCUCUGCUGGUUGCUUCAUUUCCUUCUGCGGGCAGAGGCUGUGGAGCAACGAAAGCCCUCAGGGUGUCCUGUGCUUCGUGCAGGGACCGCCCGGUGGAGAGGACAUGCUAGUUCUACUCCCAUGUGACUGCACACUCGUGAGGUUCCAGAAGUGUCUCAUAUACCCACUGAUCAAACUAAAAUGUUAGCUCAGUUAUAGUCAUCUAGUAAGGAUACUAGUUCAAGUUCAUGUUAAUAAAGCAUUCAAAAAUA